Messenger RNA from Nannospalax galili (Upper Galilee mountains blind mole rat), 8051 nucleotides. RefSeq names its product coiled-coil domain containing 93 (gene Ccdc93). The transcript is spliced from 24 exons. The record is from RefSeq and is a predicted model, not a curated record. The coding region runs from base 143 to 2035 and encodes 630 amino acids. Gene Ontology annotation, biological process: Golgi to plasma membrane transport. NCBI's taxonomy places the organism in Eukaryota, Metazoa, Chordata, Mammalia, Rodentia, Spalacidae.
GCAUGCUCUGCGGGGCCAGGGUUCCCGGAGCGCUGUAGCUGUGUCGGCGUUCCGGGGAGGAAGUUUCCGCCUUGUACCCCACCAGGAUCGCAGCUCCUCUGCUGAGCCGGCUCCCUCCGGUCCACAUCAGCGCAUCCAGACCAUGGGGCUACCCAAGGGGCCAGAGGGCCAGGGGCUCCCAGAGGUGGAAACAAGAGAAGAUGAAGAACAAAAUGUUAAGUUGACUGAAAUUUUGGAGCUCUUGGUUGCAGCUGGGUAUUUCAGAGCAAGAAUUAAAGGUUUAUCUCCUUUUGACAAGGUGGUAGGAGGGAUGACUUGGUGCAUCACUACCUGCAAUUUUGAUGUAGAUGUUGAUUUGCUCUUCCAGGAAAACUCUACAAUAGGUCAAAAAAUAGCUCUAUCAGAAAAGAUUGUGUCGGUCCUCCCGAGGAUGAAAUGCCCACACCAGCUGGAACCCCACCAGAUCCAGGGGAUGGAUUUUAUUCACAUAUUCCCUGUUGUGCAGUGGCUGGUGAAAAGAGCUAUAGAAACAAAAGAAGAGAUGGGUGACUAUAUCCGCUCCUAUUCCAUAUCCCAGUUCCAGAAAACCUACAGCCUUCCGGAGGAUGACGACUUCAUAAAGAGAAAAGACAAGGCUGUGAAGACUGUUACUGACCUAUCAGAUGUUUACAAGCCCCGUCGGAAGUACAAACGCCAGCAGGGUGCAGAGGAGCUGCCAGAUGAGGAGUCCCGAGUCCACGCCACGCUUUUGGAAUAUGGCAGAAGAUACGGAUUUAGUCGCCAGAACAAAACAGAGAAGGCUGAGGACAAGAAAUCGACACUUGCUGCAGGGCUUUUAGCCACAGAAAAAACAGAUGCCCAUGAGGAAGAUGAGCUUCAAGCAGCUGAAGAGCAACGUAUUCAGUCACUGAUGACCAAGAUGACUGCCAUGGCAAAUGAGAGCCGUCUCACCGCAAGCUCCGUGGGGCAGAUCGUGGGCCUCUGCUCAGCUGAGAUCAAGCAGAUUGUAUCUGAAUACGCAGGGAAGCAGUCUGAGCUGUCUGCUGAAGAAAGGCCAGAAAAGUUAGGAACCUCCCAGCUGCACCGGCGGAAAGUCAUUUCCUUGAACAAGCAGAUUCUGCAGAAGACCAAGCACCUGGAGGAGCUGCAGAAGAAUCACACCAGCCUCCAAGCCAGGUAUAGUGAAAAAAAGAAGACGCUAACAGAGCUCAAGAGUCAUAGUGAGAAACUAGACAAAGAACAGGCAGCCCUGGAGAAGAUGGAAGCCAAAGCUGACCCAGGCAUUCUGCAGAGCCUCAGAGCACUGGUAGCCAUGAAUGAAAAUCUAAAAAGUCAGGAGCAGGAGUUUAAAGCACACUGCCGGGAGGAGAUGGCUCGGCUGCAGAAGGAAAUUGAGACCCUGAAAGCGGAGAGAUCGCCAGGGGGAGACGAAAAGACUCUCUCCAAUGGAGAGCCACACGGUGCCCUGACCUCUGCCAUGACUCACAACGAAGACCUGGAUAGACAAUAUAAUAUGGAGAAAGAGAAACUCUACAAGAUCCGUUUACUACAGGCUCGAAGAAAUCGAGAAAUAGCUAUUUUGCAUCGCAAGAUUGAUGAAGUUCCCAGCCGAGCUGAGCUGAUACAGUAUCAGAAGCGGUUCAUUGAACUCUACCGUCAGAUUUCAGCAGUGCACAAAGAAACCAAGCAGUUCUUCACUUUAUAUAACACCCUGGACGACAAAAAGGUUUAUCUGGAAAAAGAGAUUAGCUUGCUUAACUCAAUUCAUGAGAACUUCUCACAAGCCAUGGCUUCCCCUGGUUCCCGGGACCAGUUUUUAAGGCAGAUGGAACAGAUCGUUGAAGGCAUUAAACAAAGUAGGAUGAAGAUGGAAAAGAAGAAACAAGAGAACAAGAUGAGAAGAGACCAGUUGAAUGAUCAGUACUUGGAGCUGCUGGAAAAACAGAGGCUCUACUUCAAGACUGUGAAAGAGUUCAAAGAGGAGGGCCGUAAGAAUGAGCUGCUGCUGUCCAAGGUCAGAGCCAAGGCCUCCUGAACAUCCGUCUCCAUUUCUGUGUGUCGUUGAUAUUUUUUUAACGGUAUGUAUAGACUACACAAUCCUGAAAUGGAUCUGAAGGCGACAGUGGAGAAAUGCAGGCAGAUUCAUUUCACCUCUCUGGAUGGAUGUUUUCUUUGUCCUGUUUGUUCCAUUUUAUCUCUCCUGGCUGUGGCUGAUGGACUCAGACAGAGUAAACACCAUGGCUUUGAUGUCGCCCAGCAUCUGAUGAAGAAACAUGGCCAGUGAUUGUUCACUCUGCCUAUUCAACUUUUAUUUCUCCAGUAACAUUGCAUUUAUGAAGGUACCAGAAUUUGUAUGGGCCCGGCGAAUAAAAUGGAAUAUUAUGUUCAGCAAGUAUUAAUUGAGCAACUGCUGAGAAAUAAGCACUGAGGGAGAUUCAGGGGAGCAUAGAACAUCAUUCCUGCCCCUCUGGCAUCUAACAAGGGCCCAGGGAAGCAGGUACAGUCCAUUUGAUCCUAAAGCUUGGCCCCUGAAAUGUUUUUGAGUAAGCAGAAGGCUGUUGAGUAAAGGACUGGCCUAUGGGCUUGUGACGCGUUGGGCCACGCAGCUGCCAUUGUGCCUCUGCUCUGGCUUCUCAUAGUGGAUAGGGCUUGCAGGUUUGGCUGACAUACAGUGCAAUUAGACCACAGGUGUAAGGGAGGCUGGAGCCUGUGAACCAUUUAUCUGUUGUUGGGUAGAUGUAUGGAAAGACUGAUCUAAAGCAACUAUGUUUGGUUUUGGAAAUGGAAACCUUUAUCUGGAGGCCUAUUUCUCAGGAGUUCCCUUUGGUAUGGCUGUAGGUGUGUCCAGCCCACAAGUCAGGAAAAGGCAGCUAGGAAUGUGGCUCAGUGUCGCUCCAUUAAUCCUGCAUACUGCUCAAGUUCAUUUCACUGAAACAUUGCCAAUAGGCCUCCUGGUGAGGACACUCGGGUAAGAAUUAAGCCUUUCCAUAUCCCAUUAUUAUUCAAGGCUCCCACAACAUGUGGAAGGGCAUAUUAAGCAUACCCUGUGUUCCAACACUGCAGAGGUCAGGGUCUGAGUGAGGAUGGAGAUAUGCACUCUGUUCAGAGCAGGCAGGGGAAUCUGAGCAGGCGCUGAACACAGAGGAGGGGAGGGCAGGAAGACCCCACUUGGGUUAGAUCUGAAGAGGGAUAUUAGGAUGCUGCUUUAGGUGAGGUGGGGUUGGCAGAGUAUGGUACAUACAUAUUGAGAAAGGGGACUUGAGAGAUCAGGCUGGGAAAAUGGCUGGGGCCAGACUGGGAGGCCCUUCAGUAGUGCUAGGGGCAUUAUCCUCUGGAAAUGAUGAGUUCAAAGCAAUCACAGGUCUCCCACAUCUAGCUGUCAGGAGCCUGGCAAAUAGGUCUCGGUCAGCAAAGCCCAGGGUGAUGUUUGCAUGCCAUUCUGCAUAAACUGCAUACACAUGGUCCCACCAGUGGGUUGGGACCAUUAAACAUAAAAGCUUAACCAUGCCAGGCAAGUGGGGCACUGGGCACAGUCACAGACAAACUGUUCAUUUUUAGUUUCCUAAUGUAUUUGAUUAAGAGGGGUGAUGUAUAUAGACUUAGAGAAAAAAGAGGUACUUGGUGUGUGGCUUAGUUGGGAGAAUGCUUACCUAACAUGCAUGAAGCCCUGGUUUCCAGCCCCAGAACCGUGUACGCUAAGCAUGGUAUGGAAAGUUUGAAAUCCCAGCUCUCAGGAGGGAGGUGGAGGCAGGAAGAUCAGGAAUUCAAGGUUAGCUAUAUAGCAAGUUCUAGGCCAACCUGGGCUACACGACUCUAGCCCCCAGCCCCCAAAAGAAAAGCUGAUGCAGGCUUAAUAGCACCUUCAGUUUCUGAACCAGCACUAGCGGGGCUGAUGAACUGGUAGGGACAGUAGUACCUAAAGCACCUUCUGGACUCUAUGUGUGUGCCUCCUCCUCCACUGGGCCCUGUAUGAUCAUGGGGCAUUGUGGAAACAAAUACUUAUAAAAGAAUGAGAAUGAUAAUAAAGUGGCACUUUGAAGGCAGGAGACAUCCCUUUGGCUAUGUUAGAAAUUAUUUCAAAUUCAGAGGAGCAUCUGUCUAUGAUCUCUUGGGAAGAAGCUCAUACACCCACCCUGUGGCUGACAGAACUCAAACUGUUAGGAGAUGACUUCAGUGUUUGACCACAGGUGUAGGAAGGCAGACAGGAGCAAGAGAGGUUCUGGUUUACAAAGAGUCUUUAUGAGGUUUACAAGAGUCUUAUCUAUGACUGAUCUAAAGCAACCACAAUUGGUUCUGGAAAUGGAAAUUUUAUCUAGAGUCGUGUUUCUAGGAAUUCCCCUUAGUCUGAUUGUAAGCAUGGUCAACCAUAUGCUGCCUGUGGCCAAGGAUAGCUAUGAAUGUGGCCCAACACAAAAUUGUAAAGUCACUUAAAACUUUGAGAAUUUCCUGUGAUUUUUUUUUUUUUUUUUUUUUUUUUUAAUCUCAGUUGCACUGCUCUAGAGUAUGAACUUUGUAGAUGACAAUGUCAUGUUGCAUUGACUGGACAGUUGGUAGAGAGAGUGGUGGAUACUUUGUCCCAUUUUUUAAUCUUCAAUGACUAAUACAGAUGAUGAAUAAUUUGUGUUACUUGGUCUACAGUACUGGGUAUGAACUUCCCUCCUGUAGAGCAGGACAAGACCCAAACAGAAUACAGUUGGUUCCUCCCAUAACAGUCAUGCCACUGUUGCACCAGUGGUCACACCUUGCCUGGCAAGUUGGUAUUAUAGCCAGCAAGGUCCACAGCUGGGUAAGACUACUGAUGACUUUUCUCCCCCAGCUGUCUUCAUAGCAGCUUCUGCUACUAUGAAAACCAGCCAGCAGGGAGGAUGCUUCUAGCUCAGUUCUGACAUGAUUUCUCUGGGUCCUAUAACCAAAGGGUGUGGUAUCUUCAGCAAUAACAUCUUACUCUCUAGUUUGUUGGGUACCCAUGAGCAAUAGCCUGUAUUGUUUUCAAGGCCUCUGAGUAGUCUGUACUACUUGAACACACUUUGAAUUAGGCUACAGAAGCCAGCCUUGAGAAGUUCAUGUUUGCUUCUGACAGCCUAAAGCAGAGACGGCAAUUUUGUGGGUAAUUCCAACAUGUCGUAGACUGUGCAGUCAGGCCUUAUUAUCAGGUAAGAAGAUUCUCCGAGGCCCCUAGUCAUUUCAGAAGCUACUUGAGGACUGGGGAAGGGGUGGGGGUGGGGUCUCCCAGGGCAGUGUCUUCUGUGCCUGGACAUAGUAUAGCAGUAUGCGCUGAGCCCACAGGCUUUUUCAAGAAUUGUAAGGCAGUGGGAAAAUAUCCUUGACUUUUUAAUGUGCCCUUUAAGAGAAACCAGACUCAGAGCAGUGAGCUUAUUACCAGGCCUAACUCCCAGUGCCAUGCAUUCUUAGAACCAGCAUAUGGAUCAGAGGCUGCCUCCUUCCCAUGUGCAUCUUACCAAGGAUGCUCCAGUUGAAACCAGGCUCAGAGCAGCUAUGCACAGAACGAGACUGAGAUGAGCGUGAAGGUUCUGGAAGAUGCUGUAGUAUUCUGUUGUCCUAUGUUUGGUGCUGGUGUGCAGCUGGAGUUGACCAGUACCACAGGGAGGUACAGAGUGCUGAAGAAUAGCUGCCAAGCUGCAUCUGAAGAGGCGGAGUUCAGGUUUGUCAGCAUACACUCCUGUUAGUCUGAUCUUCUGGCUAAAUGUGAGGUUAGCUUGUAGCCCGUAGUUGGAGGACAGGGAGGAACCCAAAGGCAGGAACACUGGUGCAUGGCAGAGGACUUUCCCUCUCCAGGCUGUUCCUGGAGACCUCCUGAAACAUUGAGCAAAGUCUAGGAUAGGCCUUUAGGCAGCCCUCUUACUACCUCACAAAGGGCCAUUCCCAUGGACUGUCACCUUGACAGGCCCUGGUCACAUCCAUCCUGAGGAAAGUAGAUCUACCUGAAAGGACACAUGGGAUGCUCAGCUGUGCCUCAUUCCUGCUGCCUCUCCAUGGUCCUAUCUUGUCUACUCUGCUGGUGAUGGAUAGUUAGUUUAAAGGAAAGAGCAUCUUAGCAAUAACUUCUUAACAGUGGCUUUAGCUAAGCCUGAGUCCCUUGUGAAAUUCUUCAGGUAGCUGAAUUGAAACAUACUUUGAGGAAGUAAUCUCAGAAGUGUUCCAUGAUGUGUUCAUGACUGAGACAAAAGAGUGCACUGUGCAGAGCAGUGCAACCAAGAGCCUAGUAGCAGGGUGUCACUCUCUGUGCCUGUAGCUCAGCGUGGCCCUGAAGUGCCUUGCACGAUGCGUCUCAAAAUCCCCAUGUUCUCCCUUGGUCUUUCACACUGAGUGUACCUUUCUACACGUGAUGGUAGGCUGAAAUGAUGCGUGAACAGUAAUGGAGGACAGGGGAGGUGGCUCAGUCAGUAAAGAGCUUUCCUUGCAAGCAUUAGGACCUGAGUUCUAUUGCCAGCACCCAUGUGAAAAGCCAGGCAUGGUGGUAUACUGUUGUAAUCUCAGCGCUAAGGAAGUGGAGACAGGUGGAUCCCUGAGGCCUGCUGACCAGCCAGCUUAGCUAAAUGGGUGAACCUCAGGUUCAGUUGAGAGACCUUGUCUCACAAAAUAAGAUGGAGAGGAACAUGCCAGAUAUACUCAUACACAUGUGUACAUGUACCACUAUCCCCACAUAUCAACACACACAAAAAUACUGCAUAUCUUCCCUCUUCAGAAUAGAUGUGUUGCAUAGGAUUGUGAGAGAGGCAUUAGUAUCUCAUCUGCAGUGCAUUUGAUUCCAUGGGAAAUUACUUAUUCUGUGUCUUCAUUAGCCUGUGUCAGUUUCCCACAUGGGCCAAGCUCACACCCUCCAUGGAUAUUUCCCUCCUGUGCCCUGUGCCUAGAGCUCUGUCUUCUUCAAGGCUUUGGCAGUGGCUUUCCGUGACCACCUGGCACAUGUGCAGUUCCCUUUCACAUUGGCCUCCUGAUCAUAUCACAGUCUACCCACUACAGCCCUACUGUCAGUCCUGAUGAUACACAUCACUGUUGGGUGUCCCUUAGUCCUUUGUGAGGCCUGUGCCUACCCUCUCUGGAAUGCAUAGGGCAGCAAGGACUGUGCCCACAUCACUGUGGUUCCCCUAAACAAUCAGGGCAUUCUGCUUGGUUAAAUGGGCUCCAGUUGGCUCUGCAUCCCUGUAGUAGCAAAAUUUAGAUUUAAUGUAAUCUAUGCUGUUUGAAACAUGUUGACAACCCGAUAUCUCAACAGUAAUUAGAAGAGCUCUCUAGGUAUGUCUUUAUUAUUCUCUAACCUUAAAGGUUGAGGUUGAAAAAAAAAAUGUCAGGAGUUUUCAAACUUUUCAGCGGCACGGAUGUCAGAUAAGAUUGUGAGUGUGUUCUCUCCUCAAAUGCUUGAUGAAUCUGAAGGCCACUUAAGGGGUAGAAGACUCUCAGCCAUAUGAAUCCCAGAAGCGGGGUGGUGCUGUACGGCUGUGGGGAGCAGUGCCGCUCAUACAGCGAUGGUAGAUUAUGAACCCCACAGCCUCCAUGGAGGACAGUUGGACAGUGUGCAUUACAAGUGUGGCGUUUAACCAUCCGAUCAUCAUCCCAACCAGCAGUGCACAUCUAGGAAUUCUUCCUGUGUACAAAGAUUUUUAUUAAGGCAUUGUUUAUAAUAAAAAAGCAGCUGUCAUUAAUGUAGGAUGGCAGUGAAAAGAUCAUGGCCAGUGUCCACAGUGGUGUAUUUGCAGACAGCUAAAGUGGCAUAUCUGCUGUGUGUAUGUUGCCAGAGAAUGGUCACAAGAUCAUAAAGACGCAUGGUUAAGUGGGGGAAGAAAAACAUGUAUGAAAUACUAGUGUUUGGAACAGAGAAAAUUGUUUGUGUAUGUGUGUGCAUAUAUUCAUGUAUGCCUAUGACACAUCUGCUUGCCUGUGCCUAGAAUGUCUCUGAGAAGUUACAGCAACCUGGCAGCCUUGCUUCCUCUGGGAGGGGGAUGGGAAUGACUUUUCACUGUAUACCUUUUGUACUCUUUGGAAUUUUGUACCAUGUACAUGCAUUAUCUAUAAAAAAUAGUUUUUUGAAA